GUAACCAAUUGAAAUACAUUAAAGGAUCACAUGACUCCCCACAAACUCGCUUGUGUUCUGUCACUGCUUUGAAAUGGUUAUACUAAAAGGAAUUCCAUCAAUACUUACGCCUGAGUUAUUGUAUGUUUUGGCGCAAAUGGGUCAUGGAGAUGAACUAGUUCUUGCAGAUGCAAAUUUUCCAUCCACAUCUAUUUGCAAAUGUGGUCCAGUGGAGAUAAGAGCGGAUGGUGUAGGUAUACCAGAACUUCUGAAGGCAAUACUGAAGCUUUUUCCUCUUGAUACCUAUGAGGAUUCAGCAGCUGUCAUGGACCUUGUGCAGAGUGACAAAUUAAAGGGGCUGAAAGUGCCGGUAUGGGACCGGUACUCUGCCCUCCUGAAACAAGCAGGAUCAGAUGGUAACUUCAGCUUUGUUGAGCGGUUUGCAUUUUAUGAGCGUGCCAAGAAGGCAUUUGCUGUAGUGGCAACUGGGGAGACUGCACUGUAUGGAAAUCUUAUCAUCAAGAAAGGUGUCAUUCCGCCUGAUGAACAAUGCUGAAAGAGGAGCUGUUUGGUACAGUUUUUCAUUACCAAAGUGAUUUGACCAAAAAUCCUAUAGAUAAUGCACAUACAAAAUAUCUUUAUGUAAUUGAUAUUAAACUAUUGUAUAUGUUAUUACUUAUUAUAUAAAAAUGUAUGUAUGUUAUUAAUUUAGUGCCUUCAUUUUAGAUUUUGAAAAGGUUACUCAGUUAAUUUUUUCUGUUCAUAUUUUCUGUAAUAAUGUGAUGUUGUAUAAUAAGUAACAAGACAAUUUCUCGAAUAAAAAGAGAAAAAUUUUACGAUUCA
Messenger RNA from Megalobrama amblycephala (Wuchang bream), 822 nucleotides. RefSeq names its product fucose mutarotase (gene fuom). Gene Ontology annotation, molecular function: racemase and epimerase activity, acting on carbohydrates and derivatives; fucose binding. NCBI's taxonomy places the organism in Eukaryota, Metazoa, Chordata, Actinopteri, Cypriniformes, Xenocyprididae. Bases 74 to 535 code for a protein of 153 amino acids. The transcript has 6 exons. The record is from RefSeq and is a predicted model, not a curated record. Gene Ontology annotation, biological process: fucose metabolic process.